Molecule: messenger RNA, 2709 nt
Organism: Ahaetulla prasina
Lineage: Eukaryota; Metazoa; Chordata; Lepidosauria; Squamata; Colubridae
Product: noggin-2-like
Exons: 1
Coding region: 902-1549 (215 amino acids)
Biological process (GO): dorsal/ventral pattern formation; osteoblast differentiation; negative regulation of cell differentiation
Source: RefSeq, a predicted model, not a curated record
CUGCAGCUCUCUUACUCCCCUCCUCUUCCUCCUCCUCCUUCCCCUCCUCCCUCGCUGUCGCCAAGACUCCCCCCCCUUUAUUUUUUCAGGGCUCCCCCAUCUAUAAAAGAAGGUUUUAUUCUUGGGCCUCCCCUGUCUCACGCCAAACGCUGUCAUGCCGUCUAGACAUGUUGCCGUGGGUCUAAGUCCAGCUGUCACCAUGGGGAUGGACUCAGGACCGCUGUGAAUUUUUGGGAAGAGAGAAAGAAAGGAGGAGGGAGAGAGAGAGAGAGAGAAACAGAAGAAGAGGAAGAAGAAGUAGCAGAAGAAGAAGGGUGGGUGGGCUUUUUUUUUUUUUUUGACCCUGAGCAAAAAAGGAACCCGUUGCCCUUUGAGGUCUGGAAAAGGGGGACCACUGCUCCCUCCCCCCCCCCCCCGCAAGGCCAUUGGUUCCUGCCUUGCUGUCCCCACUCUCUCCAGCACACACACCCCUUUAUCUCUGGCACCCCUCGUAUUGUUUUGCUUUUCUGUUUUUUGCUCUUCUCCAUGCCAGGAGGAGCAGGGUAAGAGAGACCUGGCCUCAGCAUCUGUCACCUAACCCCUGGGCGAGCUAUUUAAAGCCAGGGGCCUUGCUGGAUUUUGUCUCAACCUAUUUAUGCAUCGCUUGGACUUGGCAAGGGGGUCUCCGGAAGAAUAACUCUCUCUCCCCCCCCCCCAUCCCUCCAGGCUUGGGAACAAUCGGAAGAGAGAGAGAGAGAGAGAGAGAGAGAGAGAGAGAGAGAAGCUAUUCCGCAGCAGCAGCAGCAGUUGCCCGCCAGCAGCAGCCGUUACCCACCCGCUGCCCUCCUUACUUGCUUGGGCUGGUCUGGGCAAACAGUCUCCAAGUGACCCCCCCACCCACCCGGGUGGGGGACCCGAGAGCAUGAAGGCUCCCCAAGCACUCCUGGUCUGCUCUUCUUUGGCGUUGUUGCUUCAACCGGGCUCUUUCCAGCCCUACCUUCGACUCCGCCCUUCCCCGAGCGACAACCUGCCCAUCAAGGAUAUUAUCGAGCAUCCCGAUCCCGAAUAUGACCCUAAGGAGCAAGAUUUGGACGACCGGACUUUACGUAAGAAACUGGGGAGCCAUUUCGACCCCAACUUCAUGUCGGUGGCAGCGCCAGCUCAAGGGAAUCUCUCCAGCUUGGAGCCUUUGCACAAGUUCAAAGGUCAGGGCGCUUUGCCCGGCGAGCUGAAAAAGCUGGACCUUGCCGAGACGCCUUACAGGACCAAGGUCAAGAUAGGUAAAAAAGCCCGACGGAAAUUUCUCCAGUGGCUUUGGGCUUACACCUACUGUCCGGUGAUGUACACCUGGAAGGACCUGGGCAGCCGGUUUUGGCCCCGGUACAUCAAGGAAGGGAACUGCAUGGCUGAGCGGUCUUGUUCCUUCCCGGAGGGCAUGUCCUGCAAACCGAUCAAAUCGGUCACCAAGACCUUCUUGAGAUGGUACUGCCAAGGAUGGUCCAAGCAAAAAUAUUGCACGUGGAUCCCCGUUCAGUAUCCCGUGAUUUCAGAGUGCAAGUGCUCCUGUUAAUUAUGGGAGGUGUGAGAGGGGAGGGAAAAGGUGGAGGACUUAUGGAGGUGGGGAACGUGCCCUCCCCCCCUCGCCCGCCUGCCCCCCUCGCUCCUGGAUAGAUGCAGCAUGCGUGAUGGAUGGAGAUAUGGGGCUUUAGGUCCGAAGAGCCUUAGCUGAAAGCCAGGCUAAUGGCUUUGAGAUGUGGAGAAAGGAGGCGAGGGGGACCUGGGAUCCAUCCGGAAGGCUGAAACAUCGGGAGGAGGUGGCUAGGAACUCAAGCCACCUGGGUGAAUGGACUUGACAGGUGCCAAUCAUCCUCCAAACCCCCAAGUGAAGCUUGGAGGGUUGAAAUGAAAAAAAAACAACACAAACGUUGAGAGAGUCUUGCGUUGACAAAGAGACCUGCAGACGCCAUCGGGUGUUUGCAAGACACUUUGCUCCAUCGUUUCUCUGUCCUCUUCUUCCCCCUCCCCACCCCAUGUACCGCUUGCACUGUUGUUGUUUUUCCCCCCUGCUUCCUUCCUUCCCUCCCUCCCACUUCUCUCUCUUUUUUUAAUUAUUUUUAUUUUAUUGGAAAAUGGGAAAAGAAACCCCAGAGGAACUGCAGUGCAGGCCACGAGUAAAAAAAAGAGAGAGAGAGAGAAAGAGAGAGAGUAAGCUUAAGCACUACACGGAGAUGUCUAUUUUUAUACGUAUAUAAGGUUCUAACAAAAUUUAGAAUGGCCACCCACUGUAAAUACAGAGAGUUUUAAAGGAGGAGGGAAUCCUGUUGUGGUUUUUUGUUGUUGCUGUUGUGCGUGGGUUUUUUGUUUUUUUUAAAAUUCUUGUUAUUAAUAAUAAGAAAAUAACAAUGCAAGGACCACAUAUUGAAGCUCCAACCAUUUUGAAACUGCAGUUUCCUUUGUCAUAUAAGAGAGGAUAUUUUCCUAUAAGGCUGGUGUCAGCUUUGUCUGACUGCUGGUUUAUAAUGCCCGAUCCUUUAUAAUGCCUUUAAAACGCCCUAGUUUCUGAUCCCUGAACUCCUGAUCGUUUGUUUUGCCUCUUCCAAAUUUGUUACCGAUCUUCAGACAAAUUUUCAGAGUUGUCUAAGGUUCUGGUGGGUUUUGUUUUGUUUUUAAUGUGUAUUGAAUAAGGAUAUUUUGUUUUGUUUUUAAGUAUAUGUUGUUAUGAAAGAGUGA